AUUGGUUAUAUUGGCCCUGCUUUCAGCUUCGUAACUGUACCUGUUUCAACAUUAUUGACACAAACCAAGACGUUGCAGAUCUCCUACUCAGCCACAGCUUCCACCUUGAGCAACAGAGGAUAUCAUCCAUAUUUUAUGAGAGCGAGUUCACCUGACCCCAAGCAAGCUAAAGUUAUCAUGCAGUUAGCUAAAAGGACUUCCUCGAAAUACAUACAGAUUAUCUUCUCGAAGGAGGAAUAUGGGAUAGCUGGAAAAGAAGCUCUUCUGGAUGCUGCACAGAAAGAGGAGAUAUGCGUGGCACAGACCGUUGAAGCUGAGAACACUGAUGAUCCAAGUAAACAUACAGGCUACAUGUCUAAGCUAAGACAAUACAGAUAUGCCAAAGUUGUCGUCGUGUUUGCAUUGCCGUUUCUUACACGUUUGAUCAUGCAGAACCUUGAUAAAGAUAUGGAAAGUAGAGAAUUUUCCUUUAUUGGUGGAGAAAGCUGGGCUCAAAUGGAAGACCUUUUAACAACAAACUUACGUGGUUCUAUAACAAUAGCUCAGAAGCUUCCUGAAAUUACCGCUUUUGCUGAAUACUUUAAAAAUAUAGACAUUCAAACUUACGAAAACCCAUGGCUGCAAGAGUACUUUGAAGAAAUUAAACAGUGCUAUGUACCUAAAAGUUUUCAAAAGAAGAAUGGACAAAAAUGUCCCUCAUCAAGGCUUGGUGACAGUAUCAAGCCUGAUUUGUGGGUAACAUUUGCAAUCUACACAGUGUACAGUCUUGUCCAUGGGUUCCACGAUGCUGUGACAUCAAUCUGUAAAGAUCUUGUAAUCUGCACAGACAUUUCCACUCCAGCCAUGAUCGCUAAACUGAAAGAAGUAAAACUGGAUAUUUACCAGGAUGGUAACAGCAUCAACGUCUUUGACAGCAAUGGUGACGGAAACGUGGGGUACACUAUUUCCCAGAUUGUCCGGAACAAAAGUCUUUUGUAUAAAGAGGUUGGCCAUUCAUCAGAUAAGGGUAUCAUUUUGUCAAGACCUGUACAGCAACUGAUGACAUAUUUAAACUUUACUUCGGCUUGUCCAAACGAAUAUGAAUGUGCACAGUGCAGGAAGCAGUUUGAAAGCAAAAAAAUUGCUCAACCGAAUUCCGACAGAACAACCAUUUUCUAUUCGCUUGUUUCUGGUGCAAGUGUGCUCGGGUUGGUUGUCUUGGUGAUGUCAGGUUAUCUCUGCCGCCAAGUGCGGAGGAGGAAGACCCAGAAGAAAGAAGAUCCCUAUUCGACCAUAUGUCCGAGGGAUAGUUUCAUUCAGUGAAACAAAUCAACAUGCCCAAGUGCACCUUUGUACUGACUGACUGACUGACUGAGUUUGGUUUUACGCCGCUUUUAGCAAUAUUCCAGCAACAUUACGGCGGGGACACCAGAAAUGGGCUUCACACAUUGUACCCAUGUGGGGAUUCGAACCCGGGUCUUCGGCGUGACGAGCCAACGCUUUAACCACUAAGCUACCCGACCGCCCCCUGCACCUUUGUAGAACUGUAUAACUAAUCACAUUAGUAGCUAUCUGAUAUCACCAUGAUCAAAUCUUGUGUCAACUGAAGAUAUAUAAUCAACAACAGGAUUUCGUUCAACAGACAAACAAUUAAAUAAUGUUAUCGUACGAAGUUGGUGUACUUCGUAUAGUUAUGUUUACGUACAUCUUCAGUGAUGUUUGUUUAUUCGAUUCUAUUGUGUACGAUUCGGUAAAUAUGCAAUGAUGUCCUUCUUAACACGUACGU
Haliotis rubra (blacklip abalone) is the source of this 1765-nucleotide messenger RNA. Its product is annotated as metabotropic glutamate receptor 4-like. Bases 136 to 1302 code for a protein of 388 amino acids. The record is from RefSeq and is a predicted model, not a curated record. The transcript has 5 exons. Gene Ontology annotation, molecular function: adenylate cyclase inhibiting G protein-coupled glutamate receptor activity. NCBI's taxonomy places the organism in Eukaryota, Metazoa, Mollusca, Gastropoda, Lepetellida, Haliotidae.